CACCGGCCAGCGGCAGCAGCAGCUGGGGCUCGUGGGUGGGCCGGGGCCUGCCGCGCACAGCCGAGUCGCGCGCCGAGAUUCGUGCGCUGCCCGACUCUGUGCGUCUGCCAGGCGGUGAACCGGGGCAAGCGGAUCACCUGCGACCUCGGCGGCAUGCACUCGAUACCGACUCAGCACAUGGACAAGGACAUCCGGGUGCUGCAGAUCACGGCGCCUCCGGAGCACCCCAACGAGCUCAUCAUCGGCAGGAUAUUCCUCCAGUUCACUGCGCUCGAAGAGGUGCGGAUCACGCGCUCUAACGUGCCGGCCAUCGGUGACAGCUCGUUCUGGCCAGGAAAGAGAUUACAAAUACUCGACUUGAGCCACAACAACAUCAGCAUCCUUCGCGACUCGGACUUCCGUGGACUUUCCGAGCUGCGGUUGCUCAACCUGAGCCACAACCACAUAGCGCGGGCUCCCUCGGCGCCCUUCCGCUUCCUGUCCAAUUUGACGAGCCUGAUCCUGUCGGAGAACCGGCUGGAGGCGCUGGCGCCUCGCUUCCUUUACCUGCUGCCGAGGCUGCAGAGGCUCGACCUUAGCGGGAACCCCCUGAAGAGCCUCGACCCGGACCACCUGAAGGACGUGCGGCCGUUGCGGGUGCUCGGCCUGGCCCGCUGCCAACUCACCAGGCUCCAUUCGCUCAUCUACCAGCACCUGUCGAACCUGGAGUCCCUAGACCUGCAGGACAACCAGCUGAGCAAGUUGGCGCCCGAAGAGUUCCGCCACCUGCGCAAGCUGCGGGUGCUCAAGCUGGACGGCAAUCGGCUCGAGAAGAUGCCCGAGCGGGUGCUGGACGGCCACUCGCUCAGCCAGCUGGGCUUGUCCCGCAACCAGUUGUCGUCGCUGGACCCGUGCGCCUUCUGCAACGCGUCCGUCGAGGAGCUGGACAUGUCGCGCAACAGGCUGCAGUCGGGCGAGGGCGACCCGCUGCGCCCCCUCGCCUCGUCGCUGGACCGGCUGGACCUGAGCUGGAACCCGCUGUCCGGCGACGCCGCUGCCGCGCUGGUGCGCUCCCUCAGGCGCCUCAGCGUGCUCCGCCUCGAGGGCCUCGGGCUCCAGCACCUGCCCUCGGAGACGUUCGGUGGCGUGCGCACCCUGCGGGAGCUGGGGCUGCGACACAACCGGUUCAGCAGCCUUCCGCCGGGCCUCCUGAUGCCCCUCAAGUCGCUCGAAAGCCUUGACCUGGCCUUCAACCGGAUGCGCGGCGUGGCGCCCGAAUCGGUGCGCGAGCUCGACUCGCUGCCCGCGCUCUCGCGGUUUACGGCACACGACAACCCCUGGCAGUGCAAGGAGUGCCAGGUGAUGGAGCUGUCCCGUUGGCUUGCCGAGCGGCCACUCGACUGUGGCGGACCGUGCCCCGCGUGCGCCGCUCCGUCCAACCUGGCCGGGCAGUCUCUCGCCUUUCUGCCCGUCCACGAUCUGGAGCCCUGCCGGGAGCCGCUCGUCCAGCGGCGGCUCUCGCGGGCCGAGUCCCAGGUGGGCCUCAUCGUGGCCAUCAUCAUCAUCAUGCUCCUGGUGACGGUCAUCGUGGCCACGGUGGUGAUCUACAGGCGCCAGGGCGCCGUCUAUUACACGCACGAAGACGACCGGCGCAUGUCCUGCACCGACGUGAAGCGGCCCUCGAUCGUGGCGACGCCGCCCGCUGACGACAUCAAGGACAGCGCCAAGAUUGCCGCCUGCUGAACGCACACCGGAACGGCUCGCGAUCGUGCCCUUUGUGAUAGCCAGCCGCGCCAGCGUCCAGGACGGUGCGCAGGAAGCCCAGGCUGUGUCCCCCUAAGUCAGCAACCGCCGGCGGUUUCACCCUACUCGCCCACUCUGGCGAACUGGCUGCCUGCCGCCCGGACAUUGCGGGAGCUCGCGGCUCCAUGCUUCAGACGUGCUUGUGCACCUACCAGCACCAGGUGGCCAAUGCGUAUCACAGGAAACGUGGCCGAGGUGCGCGAGCCGCUAGCAAUAUGAGGACCCUUUUUUUUCCGCGUGCAUGCAGACUGCGGUGGUGCCAGACAUCAUCUUGUCCUCACCCGCCACAUAGUCAGCCCGUGUCCUAUAGACCACCGACCCCGACCGGGAUGGGUGUUAUCGGUUCCUCGACACACACACACACACACACACACACACACACACACACACACACACACACACACACACACACACACACACACACACACACACACACACACACACACACACACACACACACACACACACACACACACACACACACACACACACACACACACACACACAUAUAUAUAUAUAUAUAUAUAUAUAUAUAUAUACAGUCAUGCGUUGUCGCUAAUGCGACGUUCCGCACACCUCUUGGCAUUACGUGAGCAUAGGAGUGGACGAGAGGGCGUUCAUUUCAGGACUGCGGUGUGAAAUGACGUGCGUGCAAAGACUGCUAGCGUCAGUGUGCUUAAAAAGUGUUUUUGAUAUUACUCCAGGAGGAAGAUGUUGGCUGUUGUGCUACAAGGACGCAGCUUGUGUUUGUGUCGAAAUUCCAUGUAGGUUCGUUGUGUUGUUUUAGAGCCAUAAAUGUGCCGUUAAUUCGUUAAAAUAUUUGCUUUGCACAUUAAUGGUGUGUAAGAUUUCAUUAUCUCAAUUUUAUCUCCUACAUAAGCCUUCCUGUCCCAAGUACAACAGGUGUUUAUGCUUUGCAAUGACCAUUAAGGUGUGUUAUGCUUUUGUGUUGUAUAAGGCUGCGUCGAAGACAAUUUCUUUCUAAUAUAAAAAAAAUAUAUUUAGGGCUAAUUUGAUGAGAUAGUAACAACUACAUUUUUCGCUAUGACUGGAGGAUAUGCGUACCAACUUAUCACAUGAAAAGCACGAAAUCAGCAUUAUGCGUUUUUGAGACGUGUGCGUAAUUUCCACGCUUCAUCAACGUCAAAAUGAAAAAUCCCAUCUUCGAUUUCGCUAGUGCAAACGCACCAUAGCGAAUUUUUUAUUUACCUUGUGGCCGCACAGCAGCAGUUCUUGGGCUAACUGCACCAGUCGAAGUCGAAAUGGGAACAACCGAAUCAGCCAUGUACACUGCACACUAUGCACCAUUCAUGUGGCGAGAAAUUCGCGACACUGAGCGGCUACCACUUUAUUUAGCGAGAUAAUUCUGUAAUUAGGACGCUGCCGUUCUUUAUGUUAACGAUAAGCACUUUGUGCUUCAUGGUCCGCGCAGAAGUUACGUCCAUUAUUAACACGGGAGGUCAGUAGACACAGAUUAAUGCAAUAAUAAAUGAUAUGGAAGCCCGUCUCUAAAAUGAAUAUUCUGUGAAUGUGGGGUGGCGCCCUCACCUUACCACACACGCAAUAUCGUGUACAGUAACUAUAAUUCAAAGCUGAGUCCAGAGCACAGAAACGUUAGUGUUAAAUUCGCGUCGCCAUUUCGUGGCACUAUAUUUUCUUUGGUGGCCCGAAAACAGAGGUGAACACACACGCACACGACUUGUUUAUAAAGAAGCCACAGCGCUGUCUGUUAGAUGUCCUGCUCAUUCGCCAAAAGCACGUUGCUACAGUGCCCCCGUAAGGGGAAAAUGUUCAUUCGGCGAAAGUUCAAGACACGUGGCAGAAUUCAGAGCUUUCAUUAUUUGGCGUAACGCAAUUAAACAUCAUCGCCAUAAUUAUGCAACCAGUUCGCGUGUAUGGCAGUUUGUCCUGUGGCGUGGCAACUUUCCAUUCCCAGAGCCCGAUACGCAAGCGCGAUCGCGAGCAGAGCCACGUCUGGUAGCGGAGUGGCAGAUGUUUCGUCGCACGCGAAAAGAUUACUUGACCGACUCUGUUUUCGACUAAUCUUGAGGUCAGCUUAUAGGAAAACCGCACGACGUCGUGAUGAGCGCAACACCCGCUAUUGUUGUCCGGAAUUCCUCAACAUUGUACCGCGCACAGACAAAGCUGCCGAUGGUCACACAAGAUGACAGCGUGAACGUUUCCAGCCUGAGCGAUCUCUCGUACAUAAGUACCCAUCCUGUGGAAACUAAAGCGUUGAGGACGUCUGUGUUAUUGCGGGCAUUGGACCCUGGCUUAUACAAAAUCAGCGGGGUAAAUGGACGGUCUGGGAAGUCAGCAGAUAUGAAUCACAGUCCCUUAUAGAUCUUUCUACGACUGAUUUACUUUCCCUUGUGCGUUUCUCCGUUGCUCUGCAAGUUUUCCGCUAACCGUAACAGAACGAUUUGCCUACCAACGAUCGUCUUGGUCCUCGUCACGAAAGCAUAGGAAUCGCUACAUUCGUUAGUUCUUGAGCGCGGAAGUGAAAAAAACAUUUAAUCUCUGAUCAUGCUGUCCAUACACAUAUGCAUACUGCCAAUUGCAAGAGUGUCUGACAAAAUAAGCAAACUCUUGGUGGCACCGAUUCCCCUAUUAUGAACAAAAGGAGCGGCCUUCUUCGCUGUUAUAUAAGGGAAACACGGAAGGCAGUCUCAAUUGACAACAGGUAUUGGGUUCCUUAUACGUAAUUCGAAGUCUUUUUGUCGUAACGUCGACCAGCGUUAUCGCAUAAAUUUCACCUUACACGAUGACUGCACUGUAACACCGGUUGAAAUUGGUUCCGUCAAUUAUACGGGCUAAAGGGGCAUUGACCUGAAAUUUAUUGCGGCCGUGGGUGUCGCGUUGCGUGAAGAUGGAUCACCGACGUCAGCCAACACCACGCUAGAUCUACGUCUAAGUUACGCUGUAUGUUUAAAGGCGUCCACAAAGAUGUCGUGGCCUUCAGGGUAAACUCAGAUACACUUGCGGCUAAACUUCUGACCUCCUUUGAGUUCUAUGGAAUAUGUCUUAAUUAAGGUUCCACACAAAAACGCACAUCUGGAUUAUCAUGGCAGAAGGAUAAAGCACAGGGUUUAGACCAAAACUGUAAUGUUAGCGCACAACAUAAUGAGUUAAAAUGUUUCGGUGUUCUCUUAAAGCACUGGUCUCUCGACCUACCGCUCCACCAGAAAUCUUUAGGAACGGAUUGAUUUGCAGCCAUAUAAAUUACUAGACUACUUGCAGUGACCCUGCGAAGCUUUCUUUUUUCCCCGGUGAGUCCUUUUCUUAUGCAUUAAUCAGCGUUUAUAAUACUGGACUAAAAAAGAAAAAUAGGCAAAGUAUCAAUCGUACACUUGAAACACAGACUGCGUAUACCCACUAGCGGUCGGAUGAUUAAGUACGUGACCUCUAAAGAGAGAAUAAUAACCCAAAUUUUCGUGAGUCUAGAACUCGUGCAAUGUAAGAGAAAGACUUACGAGAAACGCAAAUUAAAGCAUGCCCUAAAACACUCCGACAGACAACGAGUGUCCCUUAGAUAAGCAAAACAUGUUUACUCGUCUAUAGGUGCUCCCCUUUUCUUGAAGUAUUAAUGGUCAAUUAGCGAUAACUGAGUAUGAUCGGCUGUAUAUGAUCCUCAAUAUCCAAGACGACGCACCAUUUACCAUUUCUUUCACGCAUGCAGUGCACAUUUGUUGCAAACGUAUACAAUUUACCAAACAGAGUCGACGCUGAUCUGCCAAAAUGCACGAAAUUGUAGGAGAAAAACGGGAUUUUGACGCAAGAAAGUUGCAUAGAGCAUGAUGAUCAUGUUCAUAGUGAUGGUUCGAUCGUCAAGUUGGCGGUAAUGGUAUAAUUAUUAUGGUUGUCCUUCAGUCAUAUUCAGCAUUUAAACUCAUCACGAGUGUUUCAGGAAUCAUCAGCUGUUAUCACCCAGAUAAUCGUCAUCAGUGCUCACCACUCAAACAGGCUCCUACCACCUGUAAUGUCAGCGUCAGGAGGAAGAAGAAAUUUCGCGUUUCUGUUCGUGUGUUGCGUUCAUUUCACCUAACUGAAAGGGGGAUGGGGGAGAGAAAAUACGAGUAAAUAUAACCGAAUCCUAACUGUAUUAGUGCUGCUAUAUGUUAUCGUGAAAACGCUGACAAUGUACAGAUCCAGCCACGUGGUGGAAGACACGCAAGACACUGAAAAGUGGCCACCUGGCGGUUUCUGCAAAGUGCCUGUCACAGUUUAGUUGGAUUAAUAAACACCUUCUCAUUCAGCGGCUACCCGCCCGGUCGAAGGAAGAUAGAGAGAACGGGGCAGGAGGUGGUUAGAGCGGAUAAUACAGUGUGUCCAGCAUGGUGGAAAACUAAAGGAACAUAGAGACUUUGUCAAAAAUAUGCGGGUAACAGCGAGCGUAAAUCGAUCUGAUUUGGGAGGCAGCAUGGCGGAGCGUUGUGCAGUUGUCGGUUUACUCAAAAUCCUGGAACCUGGGAGUCGACAUUUGUCACCCGCGAGAGUGUAAGAGCGCUAGGGCGCAAUGCGGAUAUGACAUGCGCUGCCCGGAAGCUGCUUUGGUCACGCGUUUCAGACCUUGCUCGUUUGACAAAAUGCGUUCAGUCGGGGACAAAAGCUUGUGUCCUACAUAAAUGGUUGCCGAAAAAAACAACGAAAAAAAGAACUAUGUUGUGCUCGAGACGCAACGAACUGACUGGUGCGUACCCAGGCACAAACUUUGUUUUGAACUUCUCAAAUCUGGACUGCACGUGCAGAUCGCCAAGAAAUUAAAACUACUUCACUUAUCCCAUGGUGAACAAAUCUUUGUCCCUGACUCUACAGGCAGAAAGGAACUACGCAGAAGGUGCUACGGAAUCGCCAUGUGCGGAAGCCCAUGUACGCGGGCCGCUCACACUUAGGCGUCGGCCGCCCUUGCGUGUCUUCGGCCAAUGGCACGUAGUACGCAGCAAUGACGUCAAUGUGACGCAUAUCGAUAUGCUAUAGCGUAUAUUGCAUGAUCGUAACACAUGUACAGACUUUAACGUGAUGCCCAUGCAUUCGCCCGGCGCGCGAGCUUGCUGGUGGGAGCUGCAGCCAAACGGGUGGACAUUUGUCGCCAUUUUUGUUGAGAGACGAUGUGAUCUCAACACACCUAUUCUGUGCCGCCAAUUCAAGACGUCUUUCGUAAGUAAAGUCCCUUUUUGUCGCCCUGCUGUGGCGAAGUUCUAAGGUACUUGGCCGCGCCUUAGCCGGGCAGUCAGAGGCUGCGCGGGAAACUUUUGUACAGGCACAAAAACUGGAUAACCAAACCUCGACUGUCUACCUCUUGUGUUAUGAUGCGCGUUGAACAGAACGCAGUGGAAACUCUAUAGCUUUUUACUUCGCUGAUGCCGUUGCCCACACAAUCCAUGACAUUUGUUUGUUCCAUCUCCUCUGUGCUAGAGAUUUAUUUUUAGAAUAUGUACGCACACAAAGCGAUAAAAGUCAUGUAGUCUCCAGAGGUUAUGAAAAGGCAGAGAAAUAAAAUAGAUUUUUGAGCUGUU
Molecule: messenger RNA, 7298 nt
Organism: Dermacentor andersoni
Lineage: Eukaryota; Metazoa; Arthropoda; Arachnida; Ixodida; Ixodidae
Molecular function (GO): protein binding
Source: RefSeq, a predicted model, not a curated record